This is a messenger RNA of Vidua macroura (Pin-tailed whydah), 3644 nucleotides long. RefSeq names its product arylsulfatase family member J (gene ARSJ). NCBI's taxonomy places the organism in Eukaryota, Metazoa, Chordata, Aves, Passeriformes, Viduidae. The coding region runs from base 811 to 2487 and encodes 558 amino acids. The record is from RefSeq and is a predicted model, not a curated record. The transcript is spliced from 2 exons.
CAGAUUUGUCUUUUGAUAAGCCUGGAAAACAGUGGCAAAACAGAUUAAUCCCUCAACACUGGGAAACUUGGUUCAAGUUUUUCCACUGAUUUUGCAAUCACCCUUAAUGAGUUAUAAGAAUAUAAUUUGUGAUGUAGGUUUUUAUUUUUUGAGUUUAAAUCCAACUACUAUGAAAACAAUGAUAAGUGGAAUUUGACUUUGGUUCCAAAAUAUUUCUGUAGUAUGGGAAAGGCCUCUGUUCCCAUUCCCUUUGUGAAAUGAAAUGGCUUAUUCAGAGGCAGUGCUGCUGAGGGGCUUCCACCCAGAACACAUCAACACUUAAAUUACGGUGCUAUCUGAGGAAAGAGGUGCAGCAAUUUGAGCGGCUGACAGCUGGAUUUGCACACGUGGACUUCUCCGAGGUGAGCCCCGGGUUUCACAAUGCCCGGAGUCUGGCAGCACUUGGAUUUCAGGGCACGGUGCCCUGGGCGCUGCAGCUCAGCGCUCCCAGCUUGCGCCAACACAAUCUAAUUUGUCUGCGGGCUCUUCUCCUGUGAUCCAGCUGGGCUGAUGCUACUUAAAAAUCCUGAUCUCUGUCCUCGAAGGCUUCCCCGAGACGCUCCCCAGCGCAGCCUUUCGAAGUGUCCCGGGAAAGGCGUCCCGUAGUCACAAACGCGCUCCCGGAGGAAAGGCGGGAGGCAAUGCCGGCCCUUCCGUAGCGCGGAGCCGCGCGCGGGGGCACAUCGGCCCCGCCGCUGGCCGGGGGCCAUCCCCGCCCGGGCUGUGGCCGUGCCGCUCCGGGGGACGGCGUGCGGGCCCUGCGGGGACGGGAUGGGCGCUGCCCGGGCUCCGUGCCGCCGGCUGGAGGCGGAUGGAGGCGGCUGGAGGCGCCGGGCUCGGCCCACGGCCUGGGCCUCGGGGCUGCGCCUCACGGCGCCCCUGGCAGCGCGGGAGGGCGGCCCCGUAGCGCCCUCACGGCCUGAUAAUUGCCCGCCCGCGGUGCUCGGUAAUGGCCGCGGCGUGGAGUUACGGGCUGUUCCCGGGAGCCCUCUUGCCGUGCCGUGUGCUCCUGGAAGAUGGCAGGAUCGCGUGUGCCCGCUGCUAAGGUACCAGAUCCACACGGGACUGCAGCACUCCAUCAUCCGGCCGACGCAGCCCAACUGCUUACCUCUGGAUAACGUCACGCUACCUCAGAAGCUCAAGGAGGCUGGGUACUCCACGCACAUGGUGGGCAAGUGGCACCUGGGGUUCUACCGCAGGGAGUGCAUGCCCACGCAGAGGGGGUUCGACUCCUUCUUCGGCUCGCUCCUGGGCAGCGGCGACUACUACACCCACUUCAAGUGCGACAGCCCCGGGAUAUGCGGCUACGACCUGUACGAGAACAACAACGCCGCCUGGGACCACGACAACGGCAUCUACUCCACGCAGAUGUACACGCAGAAAGUGCAGCAGAUCCUGGCUUCUCAUAACCCCAGGAAACCCAUAUUCCUGUAUAUUGCCUACCAAGCUGUCCAUUCGCCUCUUCAGGCACCAGGAAGGUAUUUUGAGCAUUAUCGCUCGAUAAACAACAUCAACAGACGGCGGUACGCGGCCAUGCUGGCCUGCUUGGAUGAGGCCAUAAACAACGUGACCCUCGCUCUGAGGAAGUAUGGCUACUACGAGAACAGCAUUAUCAUUUAUUCUUCUGAUAACGGUGGGCAACCAAUGGCCGGAGGCAGUAACUGGCCGCUUCGAGGAAGCAAAGGCACCUAUUGGGAAGGAGGCAUCCGCGCUGUCGGGUUCGUGCACAGCCCCCUUCUGAAAAACAAAGGGUCUGUAUGCAAGGAGCUGGUGCACAUCACAGACUGGUUCCCCACGCUGAUCACGCUGGCGGAGGGGCAGAUCGAUGAAGACAUCCAGCUGGAUGGCUACGACGUGUGGGAGACCAUCAGCGAGGGCAGGCGUUCCCCGCGGGUGGACAUCCUGCACAACAUCGACCCGAUCUACACCAAAGCCAAGAACGGCUCCUGGGCCGCUGGCUACGGGAUCUGGAACACUGCCAUCCAGUCUGCCAUCAGAGUGAAUCACUGGAAACUGCUGACGGGAAACCCGGGCUACAGCGACUGGGUGCCUCCGCAGGCCUUCAGCAACGCGGGUCCCAACCGCUGGCACAACGAGCGCGUCUCCUGGUCGGCCGGGAAAACCGUGUGGCUCUUCAACAUCACGGCCGACCCCUACGAGCGCGUGGACCUGUCUGCCAGGCACCCGGAGGUGGUGAAGCAGCUGCUGCGGAGGCUCUCGCAGUUCAACAAGACCGCGGUCCCCGUCCGCUACCCGCCCAAGGACCCUCGCAGUAACCCCAAGCUCAACGGAGGAGUCUGGGGGCCGUGGUUUAAGGAGGACGAAAAGAAAAAGAAAUCAGACAAAAGCAAAGGUGCAAAUAAGCAGAAGAAGAUCAAGAAGAAGAAGAAAGCAAAUCGGAAAAAGGGGCAGUCGUUUCACUGCCGGUCACGUCUUGCUGGUGGGUAAACUCUAAGCAGGCUCCUUGGCCAGGCUUGAGUCAGCCUGGCCCUACUUCUUGAACUUCUGAUGGAAUGGACUAGAAAUGCCAGUUCUGCACUACAAAUGAAAGUUGUCAUCUUUUAAUUUUGUGUCUGAUUUCACCAGCACAAGAUACCUUAGCACUCUGAGUGACCAUGUGACAGACUUUCUCCUCCACAGGAUGAGUGGUCCUCACCCAUCACCAGACACAUUCCAGAUAACAACAGUGAUAGCAUCUUGUUUCAGGAAACGUAGCUUUGAUGGACAAAUGAUAGUUCCUUGCCUUAAUUAGCUGGAAUCUUUGGAGAGCAUGGAGGUAUUAAUGGCAGAUGUUCUCAAACUGACAGAUAGCUCAGAGGGAGGAAGGAGAAACAAAACCCGAGAAUCUCUGUGUGUCAGUAAGCGUUAGUCAUCAGCCUAUGAUAUGUUUUGAUACAACACAGAAAAACUGAAGCCAUCAGGUAACUUCGUAGAGGUGCUGGGGAGGGGGCAUGAUAGGAGGAAAGCUGCUUUAAAUUAGAUUUUGUCCAUCUUAACUAAAUCUGAAAUAUUUUUAACAUUUCCUAGAUGUGCUGAGCUCCCCCCAUUUGCAGUAAAAAACACAUGAACAGCGAGCACACGCCUCCUGUAAUUUAUUACAGGCAUAGACAAAAACACAUCACCAAAGUGAAUGUAAUAUUUAAACACUUUAAGAUAACUAUACAACAAUAUGUAAAAUAGAUAAUUUAUUUUACAGCGCAAUCCUUAUUUCUCUUCCAUUAGAAUUUCCUGGCUGAUGCAAGGUACCCCUGUGGGUGCCAGGGUUGUUUGGGUUCUUUUAAUGUUGACUUUUAAAAUUUUAUUUCCACCCUGUCAUUCAGAGUUUAUUUAACAGAUUCAUAUCCUCAGAGUACUGUAAACCAAGGAAAUACUGUAUACACUGCUAGGAUGAGGAAGGAGAACAGUUCAGGUGCGUCACUGCUUUAUGUAUUUGCCUUCAGUGGUUUUGAAUGUAACAAAGGGUUUAUUUAAUUUAGGAGUCCCAUGAAUAUUGUUCAGUUUCUGUACAGAAGCUAGGCCAUCUUGAUGUUUGGGGGAAAAAUUCUACUUUAAACCUUUUAUUUAUGUACCUAUUAAAAUAGUUUAUUUUUAUGGCAUUCAUAAAA